AUACCGCGGCCAUGUCCCUAAUGUAGCUUUUUCCUUUGGUGACACCUAUGGAAAUACCACCAUGAAAUAUUUUCAAGACUUCCGAAAUGCUGCAAUGGAAACCAGCCACAGUCCCUACAGCAAAGGGGGGCAAUUCCCAACUCUUUUCUCCCGUGACCCAUCUCUCGUGCUUGGGGAAAGGGAAAGAGGCUGGGAUCGAUGGCUACAUACUCCUAAUUACUCUCGGUACAAUUUGGAUAUGAACCGCUCAGAAGAAUUGCAAGAGUUCUACAAGCUUACUCAGAUGCAUCGUGAACAUUACAGAGAUAAGACAGGGACAUUGCACCUGGUUCCAUACUUUGUUCUGCCUACGAAGGAAAGAGACAAGUACCCUCAUCCUCUUGAUCUCCCACCACUGAGUGCCAAAGCAAUGUGGCAUCUCCAUCGCAUCUCGCCAGAGAAUCUACGGACAUAUCAGACUUUCCCCUCAGGAAAGAGAGUGAGUGCACAGGAGAGAGCAGUCCGAGACAGCUUUUUUGAGUUCAGAGCCUGAGUGAAGAAGGCUGCCAUUCCCGUAUACCCUUUGAGAGGAAAGUCAGAGCUUGGGAGUAAAAAGAGUUUGAAGAAUAGGAAAUCAUAAAGUUGAUAUUCUUGACCAUGCAUUGUUGCCUAGGAAUACGUGUUAUACAAUCUUCUUUUAUAUAUAUAAAAAUGGCUCUGUGUGUGUACGUUCCAGCAUCACUCUGGAACGGCUUGAACAAUUUCAACCAAACUUGGUACACAGAU
Thamnophis sirtalis is the source of this 765-nucleotide messenger RNA. Lineage: Eukaryota; Metazoa; Chordata; Lepidosauria; Squamata; Natricidae. The record is from RefSeq and is a predicted model, not a curated record.